This is a messenger RNA of Planococcus citri (citrus mealybug), 9074 nucleotides long. It is a transcript of the gene Hr4, whose product is annotated as Hormone receptor 4. Bases 945 to 4343 code for a protein of 1132 amino acids. Gene Ontology annotation, biological process: regulation of DNA-templated transcription. NCBI's taxonomy places the organism in Eukaryota, Metazoa, Arthropoda, Insecta, Hemiptera, Pseudococcidae. Gene Ontology annotation, cellular component: chromatin. The transcript has 13 exons. The record is from RefSeq and is a predicted model, not a curated record. Gene Ontology annotation, molecular function: nuclear receptor activity; sequence-specific DNA binding; zinc ion binding.
UAGAAUGCGGUAAGAUAGCAGCUAAGCUGUAGUUAGAGCCACACAAUAAUUGUGGAUGAGGAUGGAGGUAGCAAAGGUGGCUGGUAACCAUCAUAACCACUGAGGACUGCAGCAGCCAGUUGUACGUAUAGACGGCGGCAGUAGGGUAUGCAACGCAGCAAAACGCGGAAGAGAAGAAAUCGCGAAUGGAAUCGACCAACCAAAGAGUAAUAAGUCGUCAAGUUUGAGCGACUGGGGAAGGGAUUCGGUGAGAGAAAGUGUCCAAGGUUCGGUCUGUGUAUCGGUACGUGUUAUUGUUGCGGUAGCGUGAGCGUGUUGUGCGGUGUUUCGACGAACAGCGUGUUACGACUGCUGCUACGACUACGAGUUCGCAUGCUGUACGUAGCGAUCGAAUGAUAGAACGUUGGUAGCCGGCGUGGCCGAAUCGACGAUCGACGGACGUCGAGAAAACGCGAGUUGUCCUUUGAGUAUUUAUCUGGUUGCGACGGAUUGGUGAUCGUGGACAUUUUGUUCUCACAUACGAGUAUAAGUUGUUUUCGCCGAAAUUCGCGUCUGUUUUUAACGAUUAGCCGAGUUUUUUUGGCCGGUGCCUGAUCGGAUCCGGCGUCGCGGCGUGGUUUUGUAUCGUUGUAAUAGUUUGUUCGACGAGUUUGGAAUAUUGUUAUCGUAUUAUAUUAUCUGUGGUGGAAUUCGCGACGCGCGAAGAACCGUUGGAGUGAUUUUUUUUUGUCCUAAAUAUUUUGGUUCUUUGUGUAUUUUAGCUGUAUUUUUUUUUAUUAAGUAUCAAGUUUUCGAGAUGUGGCGACUAUUUUGUCGGUAUUUUCGUUGGCCAAGUUUUUUAUCGCAACUGGUUCGAUAAGAGCUCUGUUGUACGUUGAACUGUCUUAUUGCAAAAUACGUACGAGCGGUGGUUGUUUUCCAAUAUUGGUUUCUACAUGUAAUGGAUGGUGAUAGAAAAAGAAAUUAUUAUGACCUUGCUGACGAAAAAUUCCUUGUCUGAUUUCGAUACGAUGAGCUUAUUCCAAGAUCUGAAGCUGAAGAGACGAAAAAUAGAUUCACGGUGUAGCAGUGACGGUGAAAGUGUAGCAGAUACCAGUACGUCUUCUCCAGAUCUGGCCGGACCCAUUUCUCCGUCGACUUCGAAAAUGGACGUUUCUCGUACGUCGCCGAGUCCGGGAACGUUAUCAAUACCGUCGGAUAACAGGGUCUCGUCUCCAGAUUCUGGACUAUCGGACGGCGUCGUCAACGAAUCGUCCGGCGGCCCGAAAGACCACCGCGGCGGCGACCUGUGCGCGACGGCGGUAGUGACGGCGAAAAGUUUCAUAAUCACGCAGAAAAUCAAAGAGGAGCCGAAUAACGGCGUCUUCGACGGCGGAGGAAGUCCACCAAUCGACGAUACUGGCGGCGGCGGCCACAUCGGCAUCGGCAGCCCGCACAUCAAGCCGGACAUGAACGGCGACGCAUCGCACGACAGCGGCGACGACCACGACCACGACAUGGACGAGGAAGCGGCCGAAAGUGUGAUCCGGAAUCGCGUCGUAGGCGAACAACAGCGACGCGAAUCGGUCGUCGUGUCCGGCGCGAGCGCGCUGGCCGCGUGGAACGCAGCAGCCGCGUCGGCCGAGUCGCAGAAAGCGGCGGCUUGCGACGAUAUGGGCAGCCGGGUCAAGGUGGUCGGCAGCGGCUUGAACGGUACAACUUCGGUGGCUGCUACCAUCACGACCACCAACAACAACAGUAGUAGCGGCAAUAACGGUAAUACCACCAAUUGCAGUAGCAGCAGCAGCAGCAGUAGUAGUAGUAGCAGUAGCAGCAGCAGCGGUUGCAAUAGUAGUAAUAGUAGUACAAGUUCCUUGUGUAACGACGUACCGACGGCGGCAGCUAGUCCGGCGGCGGCUGCGGCCGGUUUGUAUUGUUCUGUGAUAUCUUCGCCGCCUAAAUUCUGGGUGACGACCGGUACGGCGGCGGCGCCCCAGGUUCUGCAGGCGUGCCGCAUCAACGGCGUCCGGCCCGAGCUCAUCGGCGGCGUCAACUAUUGCGAAAGCAUGAAACCUCCUGUAAUGUUACCACAACGACCGACGAGCAGCGGUCUCAGGACGACGCCUACGGUCAUCAUGGGCGAAGCCGGAGGUGUCCGCACCAUGAUCUGGUCCACGCCGAUGGCCUCCGCCGCCGCCGAACAGAGCGCCCAGCAGCAACAACAACAACAACACUCGCCACCGACUCCUACAUCUCAACAACACGUACUGAAUCAACAACAACAACACCACCAACAGCAACAACAGCAACCCUCCUCGGUGUCCGCAGCUGCAGCAGUAGCCGCUGUCUCAGCAGCUCAGCUAUUGCAUCAACAACAGCAGUCGCAAUCGGCUGCCCAUAGUUUAAUCUCGGUCACGCCGCAGUCGACGACCACGUGGACGCAGACUUCGACGUCAGCCGGACUGAACGUAGCCGAAACGGAAGCCCAACUGUUGCUGAACCUAGGCCAGGAGAUUCCUAAUUCGCAUCUAUCGGCGGCGAUCCGGCCGCUAGUGCAGCAUAUUCCGGCAUCCCAUCAGCAGGCUUUGCAACAGCAACAACAGCAACAGCAGCAGCAGCAGCAGCAACACUCGCCACCGGAUCGUCAUCCGAGCACGACGACCAUACCGUUACCGUUGAAUAUGGAACGUUUGUGGGCCGGCGAUUUAUCUCAGUUACCUCCGUCGCAGCAAAUACAAGCGUUGAAUUUAUCGAAUCCCGGACCACCGAUACCUCCUUGGCCGCAUUUCCUCAAGAAUAACGGAGAUAUGUCUUCGCUAACCAAACUACUGCCAUCGUCGCAUCACGCCAACGAAGACGGUAACGACGAGGAAGAGCAGCCGAUGAUUUGCAUGAUUUGCGAAGAUAAGGCCACCGGAUUGCAUUACGGAAUCAUCACUUGCGAAGGAUGUAAAGGAUUCUUCAAGAGGACGGUGCAGAAUAGAAGAGUGUACACUUGCGUUGCCGAUGGUGUUUGUGAGAUUACCAAAGCCCAAAGAAACAGAUGUCAAUAUUGCAGAUUUAAGAAAUGCCUGGAACAAGGCAUGGUCUUACAAGCUGUUCGCGAAGAUCGAAUGCCUGGUGGCAGGAAUUCCGGAGCAGUUUACAAUUUGUACAAGGUCAAAUACAAAAAACAUAAAAAAGCCACGAGAAACGGUCAAAUAAAGGUAGACAAACCGCAACAACAGCAUCUACAGUCGUUACAGCAAACCCAUCAUCAGCAGCAGCAACAACAACAGCAACAGCAGCAACAACAACAGCAGCACCAGCAGCAGCAACGACAAUCGCAGCAGCAUCACGUGCACAAUCAACAAACGCAACUGCAUCAGCAGACGCAAAUUCAGCAAUCUCAGCAGCAGCAGGCAAACCAGCAGCAAAAGUUUACGACCGUUUCGAUGAAUAAUUCAGAGCACGGAGUUCCUCCUCAUAAUCGUCCUCAUCUGUUCAACGGCACCAUAUUAAAGACUGCGUUAACGAAUCCGAGCGAGGUGGUGUAUUUAAGACAGAGACUAGAGUCGCCUGUAACUUCGUCUAGAGACCGAUCGAUGUCGUUAGAUACCGCGUUAUCGAUGAUGCAAACACUUAUAGACUGUGAUGAAUUUCAAGAUAUUGCUACUUUACAAAACGUUAACGAAUUACUCGGAAACCGAGCAGACUUGAGUGAUAGAUUAAUGCAAAUUGGAGAUUCGAUCGUGUAUAAAUUAGUUCAAUGGACCAAACGGUUACCAUUUUACGCCGAAUUACCAGUCGAGGUUCAUACGAGACUACUGACUCACAGAUGGCACGAAUUAUUGGUAUUGACGACGUCAGCGUAUCAAGCGAUGCACGGUUUUUCGCGUAAUUCGUCCCCUUGUCAUAUUAACAAUUUAAACGAUACUGUAGACGCGGAAUUUGCUGAACAGGUUGCCAAAAAUUUACGAACGUUGCAAACGUGCUUAUCCUCAAUGAUGGGCACAGCUAUAACGUUAGAUCAGCUGCGCGAAGAUGUUGGCCUAAUGGUCGAGAAAAUCACCCACGUUACGUUAAUGUUCAGACACCUGAAAUUAAGAAUGGAGGAAUACGUUUGUUUGAAAGUCAUCAUAAUGUUGAAUCCAGGUAAUUUUUUUGUUCGUGCAGCUAAUGGAGAAAAUAGUGAAUUGGAGGCGAUUCAAGAUCGAUACAUGACGUGUUUGAAAACCUUCAUGGAACAUACGAAUCCUCAACAGCCGACUAGAUUGCAAAGUUUACUCGAUCGAAUGCCAGAGGUCAAAUCGGCGGCAUCUUUAUUACUGGAAAGUAAAAUGUUCUACGUACCGUUCCUGCUAAAUUCAGCCAUACAGAGAUAGUACAUCGGAAAUGAUUUGAAAUCACCUUCACCCGCAUCGUCGUCGUCGCCAUCGGCUCAGAAGAUACUUCUACAGAGAGGAGUUCCUUGUCGAACGUGUACUCCUCUGUGAUUGUCCAAAAGAUACCAGUUACGAGUAUUUUCGCUGCGAUGAAUUUAUAUUGUAUAAUGGUUUGGUUAUUAGUUACCAUUUUUUUUUUCUUUCAUUUACGAAAAAAAAAGAAACCCAAAACAGGGCGGCUCGUUUGAAAAAAUUGAUCGCGUGUAUUUGCCAUGAGUUAUAAUUAUUAUUAAUAUUGUUGUUGUUGUUGUUGUUGUCGUGUCGUCGUCGUCGUCGUUGAAUUGUUACUGAUGAAGAAAUUUUUUAUAUAAAAAGAAGAGGGAAAAAAAUUGAUAAUUUAUGAAUAAUGAUAAUAAUACCUAUUGAGACGAUGAAAUUAGUGUGAAAGAUGAUGAGGCAAUAUUGUUCCACUCCUUCGCCUAUUAUUUUUUUUUAGUUCCUAUUACACAUUGUAAGAGAAAAAAAAUUCAUUCAAAUCCACCACCUCCUCCUAUCUCAUUCCUUAAGAUUUAAUAUUGUACCUUAUAGAUUCGCGUCGCGUCGUCGGUUACAUUUUCACUCUUGUAUAUAAAAUGUACUCUACGUAUUUCGUCGAAGGAAACAAAAACAUAAGAAAAUUAUUACAAUAACGAUAAAUUUUCAAUUUUCAUCGAUGCGAAGUAGGUACUUAGAGCUGCGAGCGCAUCGAGGUUUUUCUCCAGUUCCACGAAUGUCUUUUGUAAAAUUAAUUCCCCCUCCCCCACCCAUUUUUCCAUUAAGUUUAACGCGUUCGAGAUUCGAGACGUUGAGAUGUUUUUUAUUUUAAUUGAUAAAAGCGAAUUGUUAUAGAUCGUGUAUAAAAGAUGGUUUAAUUUAUAGUACUGCUCUAUUCCCCACGAAUAUCUCAUUUUGUGGGGUAUUGCGAUAGGUAGUGCUGCGUUGCUGAUGAAAAAUUCAUUCCGUUCGUUUUUCCUCCUCUGCAGCUCGUGAAAUUAGACGGGUUGGUGAACAGAGAAGAGAUGGUUGAAAAAGAGGAAAAUUCGAUAUUUUUAGUGAAAAAUCUGCUCAUUUUCAUGGAAUUAAUUUGACUGAUUCGAAAUAACCGAGUUAUAGCAUUUUGUAAUUUAUUAAUUUUUUUUUCUAUUUUAUUUUGAAACUGAAAUAUUGUUUCGAUGUGAUUUGCAAAUUUUUCGAGACUAUUUUUUAGAGAAAAAAAUUCGUACGAACUAAAAACACGAGAAAAGAAAAGAAUUGAGCUCAGUUUUGGAAAAAAUAUUUGAAACAGAGGUUGAAUUUUUUCGAUUUUUGACAGAGUUGUGCUAAACUUGGAUUUUUUGAAUUGUAGGAUUUUUUUUUGAGAGUUGAAAUUUUGAACCUCGAAUAACCUGAAAAAUUCUUCACGAAUACUCAAACAUUGGCAAAAAAAAAGUCACACGAUGAAAAAUUUAAAACAUAAUUUGCAUGUAGGUACUUUUUUAUAUUUUACAUUUUUUUUCAAUUGGAAAUUUUUAUGUAACAUAGCGAGCAUUUAUUUUACGUGUAUGUAAAUAAACGAAAAAACAUUUUUUAUACGAACAUUUUUCUGAAAAAAGAAAAAACUAAUUGAAGUAUUUUUAUACAAAUUGACGAUUUUUUUUUUAGCUAAAUUAUGAUAUCUUCUGAUACGAAUUUCGUCGUUCAGUAAAAAAUAAUUUUAAAAAAGACUAAACCCUUUUUACGAAUUUUGGAAAAUCGUUGUUUUCUCUUCGAAUUUUCUUUAAUAAUUUUUUCAUGUACAGAUUCUCUUGCCCCUGCUCUCCCCUGCCCACUCCAUGAAAUGUAUACUACGUGUCUUGUUUCUGUUUUAUGUUGCCGGUUCCGGUUCCCCCCUUUUUCUUCAGGUCCCCCCUUCGGCUCCAUCUAUAACAAUACUUAGCGUAAUCACUGCCAUUUUUGUUUCGUUUUCUUUUCUUUCUUCUUUUUUUUUCCUUUUGUUGUAAUUAUAUAAUAUCUACACGUUGUUAUUGCGAAUACGCGAUUUCAUAGUAGUAUACCUAAGACUGUGUUUUUAAAUUCGGCGAUUUUUAUUUUUUUUCUCUCUCUAUAUCCUCUUCGCGUUUAUCAAUAAUGAAUAAUUUGGUAAAGACAUUUGUUUUUAUAUUCGUAAUAUUUUAUACAUUAAAAUAACAGUCUCCGAGAUAAUAUAUUAGCGAAUUUUGUUUUUUUUUUUCUAUUUUUCGAAUAGGUAUUUACUACUUUAUAGAAAUUUAUAAUGUAAGAAACGUCGUCGUCGUGUUUUUUUUCUUUCUUUUUUUUUUUAGUAUUUUUGAUCUCUGUCGAUCAUCGCUUUUAUCGAUUGUAAAAACAAAAAAAUAACAAAAAAGAAAAUGGAAUUUGUAAAAUUGUAUUUAUAAUGUAUAGUUUACAUAAUUGUAACGUGUUGUAUGUUUUAAGUUUUUUUUUCUCUUCUUCUUUUUCGUAUAUUUAAGCAAAGGACCAUUUAGUUUAGGCCACUAAUCCGUCGUUACCAAAACUGCAACCAAAGUAUGAACUCGAUGGCGUUGGUUCGUGAUAAAAUAUUGCAAAAAUAAUUAUCGAUUGCGAAAGGUGGGUAAUUAAAAUGUGGAUUUUCAUGUAAGAAUUUUCGAUCUCAAAAAAAAAAUAUUGGAAUAUUUCGAGGCCUUAUUUUCAGUUUGGCAACCAACGCCGUUGAAUUACAAUCAGCGCUUUUUCAUGCGGAAACCGCGUAUAGGUUCUAGGUUUUGUGUGAGGGGGGAGGGGGUGUGAACUAUUUUAAAAAAAUUGUCCAAAGUGCAAAAGAACUUGCUCAUUAGAUUAAAAUUUUCCAAAUUCUGGGAUCCUUGAAGUCGUUUUUUCACAAAAACAUCUAAUUACCGACAAUUUCUUGUAAUUACCGGUAAUUACUCAUUAUUACGGAAAUUACGAGUUUAUGGUAAAUUACGGGUAAUUACUGUCAAUUACAGUUAAUAAUUUUGUUAUUGUGGCAAAUUACCUUUGUUCUGUAAAUUUCUGAAAAUUACUCGUAAUUACAAGAAAUUACGGAUAAUUACGGUAAAUUACAGGUUAUUACGGUAUAUUUCCGUAAAUUACGAGUAAUUACAGUAAAUUACCAGUAAUUGUAAUUUCUUGUAAUUACUGGUAAUUACUCAUUUUUACGGAAAUUACGAGUUUAUAGUAAAUUACGGGUAAUUACUGUCAAUUACAGUUAAUAAUUUUGUUAUUGUGGCAAAUUACCUUUUUUCUGUAAAUUUCUGAAAAUUACUCGUAAUUACCAGAAAUUACCUAAAAUUACAGAUAAAUUACAGGUAAUUACGGUAUAUUACCAUAAAUUACGGUAAAUUACCGGUAAUUGUACUACUCGAAUUACGGUAAAUCACUGGUAAUUCACUGGUAAUUUUUUUGUAAUCGCGGUAAAUUACCGGUAAUGAAGGUAAAUUUAUGGUAAUUACUUGUAAUUAUGGUAAAUUAUUGGUAAUUAUUUAUAAUUACGGUAAAUUACUCGUAAUCAUGCGAUUCUUAACUCUUAAGGUUCGAGUGCGCCACCGACCCAAAUAGCUUGAAAUGUUUGAAACACCCUGUACCCUACAGGAUAAAAAAUAAUGUGGUUCAGUUCUCAAUAUUCUAAAUUCUUAAUUUGAAAUUUCAUCAAAAAGCUCAUCUUUUUGUAAUUUUUUUGAACGAAGUAGGUAGGGGCCUAUUAACUGGUUUCGCUGAAAGAGCCGACUGAUUGGUUUAUAUUUGCCAUUGCUAAAUCACCGUUUUAGUCACGAGUUACCGAUAAUUGCCUGAUGUGUAGUUAGAGAUUUAUGUAUGAAAAUGAAAAGUUUCUAUUUAUGUGUUACAAAUUAUAUAAUAUUAUUAUAUUAUAUUGAUGAAAAAUAGUAAAUGAUUUCACGCAUUCUAAGUCAUGUUAUUUGUAUACCAAGUAUAACGCGAGUAUAUUGUGUAAUUAUUAUUUGUUUUCCUUUCUGAUGUUUUUUUUUUUUUUUUUUUUUUUUUUUCAUCUUCUAUAAAUAAUUUUACGAUAAAUUUCGAUGGAAAAAAUUUUUUGAAAAUUUGAAAAAAUCAUUUUACUUAUAAUAAUAAUCGUAAAAGAUAAACUAUAAAAACUGCCACGCUUUGUACUACGAACGUUUCUGCCUUGCGGAAAGUCCCCGCGAUUCUCAUUUUUUUGUUGUUGUUGUUGUGUUCUCGCUAUGUAGGAUUCCUAAUUUACUAUGUAUUUGUGUAUGUUUUAACUUUUAAAAGCAUUUAUAUUACUAUUUUUAAUACGUGGUCGUUUUUUUUUUCGCGGUGCUAAAUAAUUAUUGAAGUAACGUUUUAGUCUGUAAGACUCUAAAAAAUAAAAACAUGCAAUUGGCUGCUUCGAUAUUGAUAUUAUUGGUUUCCGGUGUUUCGUGUGUAGUAGCGCUUUUUUUUUCUAUUUUCUUUAUUUUUUUUCUCUUUUUAUCGAUGUCCUGUUUUUUUUCUUUCUUUACUUUUCGGAAGAUUAUGUACCCCAUGUUUUUAUUGUUUUUUUCUUUCUUUCUUUCUCUAUUUUUUUCUUCUUUUUUUUUCAAUUAAAAAGUCCACAUUGUGUGCGUAAGCUUAAGCGUGUGUUUGAACUCGUGUAUAUUGUUUGUAUAUAUACUUAUAAUAUAUUGUUUUCAUUUUGUGUUGAUAAACAAAUAAAUGAUAUUAUGCAAGUUUUAA